CCUUCAGCAAGGACGCACAGCUCACACAAUCCCUUCGAAGGACAUCGACUUGCCGAAAGGCCUGCCACAACAUUCCCAGACACUGAAGGUCCUGUAAGCGCCUGUAAAGUUUUUACAUUCAGCUUACAUAAAUGCUAGAGGACGCUGAAAGCAACAAAAAAUACAGAGCGCUAGAAACGCUAAUUAGCCAGAAAUGUUAGCCAAGUUUUCAAGUCGGUAUUUUCGCGCUUGAUUUUUUGCGACCGCAAGAGUUUUACUCGUUUGUGUGUGAGUGACGCCCGAUUUUUUGUUGGUCCUUUUUUUUUCUGUUGGUGUCUCACCGAGUGCCGUUUUAAACCAAUAUACUAGAGACCCACUAGCGUACUAGCUAAUACAUAUUAACUUGUUGUGCCAGCAGUCUGUGUGUGUGCCAGCCAGCCCGCUUCUGAGUGCAUUUUCAUUAAAGUCAACAAGUUGCAGCCGCAUAAGGUCAAAUAAAAGCAGCCAGAGCCAAAAUGAUGGCGACGUCGCAGGACUAUUUUGGCAACCCGUACGCCCUCUUCCGCGGCCCGCCCACAACUUUGAGGCCCCGCGAGUCGCCGCUGGGCGUGGGCCACCCCCACGGCCAUGGGCACAUCCACAGCCACGCCCAUGCCCACGGCCACGGCCACGCCCACUCGCAUUAUGCGGCCUUGGACUUGCAGACGCCGCACAAGCGGAAUAUCGAAACGGAUGUGCGGGCACCGCCGCCGCCAUUGCCGCCACCACCGCUUCCGCUUCCGGCCGCAUCCCCUAGGUACAACACUGACCAAGGAGCGAUGGACCAGCAAUUCUGCUUGCGCUGGAACAAUCAUCCCACAAAUCUGACCGGCGUGCUCACCUCACUGCUGCAGCGGGAGGCGCUAUGCGAUGUCACGCUCGCCUGCGAGGGCGAAACAGUCAAGGCUCACCAAACCAUACUGUCAGCCUGCAGUCCGUAUUUCGAGACGAUUUUCCUGCAGAACCAGCACCCACAUCCCAUCAUCUACUUGAAAGAUGUCAGAUACGCAGAGAUGCGCUCGCUGCUCGACUUCAUGUACAAGGGCGAGGUCAACGUGGGUCAGAGUUCGCUGCCCAUGUUUCUCAAAACGGCCGAGAGCCUGCAGGUGCGUGGUCUCACAGAUAACAACAAUCUGAAUUACCGCUCCGACUGCGACAAGCUGCGCGAUUCGGCGGCCAGCUCGCCCACCGGCCGUGGCCCGAGCAACUACACCGGCGGCAUGGGCGGCGCUGGGGGCGUGGCCGAUGCGAUGCGCGACUCCCGCGACUCCCUGCGCUCCCGCUGCGAGCGGGAUCUGCGCGACGAGCUGACGCAGCGCAGCAGCAGCAGCAUGAGCGAACGCAGCUCGGCGGCAGCAGCGGCGGCGGCGGCAGCAGCAGCGGUUGCAGCUGCAGGCGGCAAUGUCAAUGCGGCCGCCGUCGCCCUGGGCUUGACCACGCCCACCGGCGGCGAACGAUCUCCGAGCGUGGGCAGCGCCAGUGCAGCGGCAGCGGCUGCGGCGGUAGCAGCGGCCGUGGCAGCGGCCGCCAAUCGAAGUGCCAGCGCCGACGGAUGCAGCGAUCGGGGAAGCGAGCGCGGCACCCUCGAGCGGACGGAUAGUCGCGAUGAUCUGUUGCAGCUGGAUUAUAGCAACAAGGAUAACAACAACAGCAACAGCAGUAGUACCGGCAACAACAACAACAACAACAAUAAUAAUAACAACAACAAUAGCAGCAGCAACAACAACAACAAUAGGGAGCGCCACAACAGCAGAGAGCGCGAACGGGAGCGGGAAAGAGAGCGCGAGCGUGAGCGGGACAGGGACAGGGAGCUGUCCACCACGCCGGUGGAUCAGCUGAGUAGUAGUAAGCGCAGACGUAAGAACUCAUCAUCCAACUGUGAUAACUCGCUGUCCUCGAGCCACCAGGACAGGCACUACCCGCAGGACUCUCAGGCCAACUUCAAGUCGAGUCCCGUGCCCAAGACGGGCGGCAGCACAUCGGAGUCGGAGGACGCCGGCGGUCGCCACGACUCGCCGCUCUCGAUGACCACCAGCGUCCACCUGGGCGGCGGUGGGGGCAAUGUGGGCGCGGCCAGUGCCCUCAGCGGCCUGGGCCAGUCCCUGAGCAUCAAGCAGGAGCUGAUGGACGCCCAGCAGCAGCAGCAGCAUCGCGAACACCAUGUGGCCCUGCCGCCCGAUUACUUGCCGAGUGCCGCCCUGAAGAUGCACGCGGAGGACAUGUCGACUCUGCUGACGCAGCAUGCUUUGCAAGCAGCAGAUGCGCGGGAAGAGCACAAUGAUACCAAACAGCUGCAGCUGGAUCAGACGGACAAUAUCGACGGCAGCAGCGCCCGCCACCACCUGUCGACCCCCCUGUCGACCUCGUCGUCGGCCUCGCCCCCGCCGCCCCCUUUCGGGAUGCACCUGUCGGCGGCCCUGAAACGCGAAAUAUAUCCGAUGCACUACAUCGCCGCCGCCGGCAAUGGUCACAAUGGCCCACAGGCGCAUGGCUUCAAUCCGGUAUCGGGCAAUACGCCGAAUAGUGUGGGAGGAGGAGCGUCGGGAGGAGGAGGAGGAGGAGCUGGAGUCGGAGGAGCAGCUGGAGCCGGGGGAGCAGCCGGAGCAGCUGGCCAUAAUUCACAUCACACCAUGUCGUACCACAACAUGUUCACGCCAUCCCGCGAUCCGGGCACCAUGUGGCGUUGCCGAUCCUGCGGCAAGGAGGUGACCAACCGCUGGCACCACUUCCACUCCCACACCGCCCAGCGGUCCAUGUGUCCCUACUGCCCGGCCACCUACAGCAGGAUCGAUACGCUGCGCUCCCACCUGCGGGUCAAGCAUCCGGACCGCCUGCUCAAGCUCAACUCGUCCAUUUAAGGGCGUGGCCGGGGCCCCCAGGCAGCCCAUCAUCGCCAGCUUUACCAGCAGCAGCAGCAACAGCAGCAACACCUGCAACAGCAACAUCAGCAGCAGCAACAGCAACAUCCGCAACAGCAGCAACACCUGCACCAGCAACAUCAGCAACCAGCUUACUACAUCAGCAACUAUAGCCACAUCAGCAGAAGAUACAGCUACAGCGAGAAUCUAAUGUAAAUCGCUGCAGCCCUAGGUGGAUUUUUUCUUGCAUUUAGUCGUCGUCUGUACAUUACCCACUAGCUAUCCGAGCAAUAACAAUAACCCAAAAUAACUAGUAGAACCGAAGAUGCUAUGGCAUACAUAUACUAUAUAUUGAUAAUCUUAACUAUAAACUAUUGGUAAACUUUGACACAAUCGUCCCAUCAAUUUAUAAAUGUGUAUAACUGAAGAGAGUUAGGAAAAGGUUUCAGUUGCUAAAAAAGGAGGAGGAGAAGGAUAUGUACCCUAUAUAAAGCAGGGAAAGCAGCGAAGGCAGAACAAACCGUUUCGAAGGUUUCUAAAUGUUGUUUCCUACAAAACUAAACUACACAAAUAAAUAACUACACUAAUGAUAGAGAGAGAAGGUCGAAGGAAACGAGAUUCGGUCAGUGGCUUGGGGUCACCAAGACGCCGCCGAUGGGGUCACCAGGAGGAGGAGGAGGAGGAGGAUCAGCCAACACAGCAACAGUCACCCACAACUACAACUACUACUCAUACGAAGGUCACAUUAGGUUUUAGUUUAUCCUAGCUCGUAGUCUUAACCAAUAUGUUCUGCAGAGUAGGCAACGGAUGAGGGCUACUCAACCAACUACAAAGAAAUUUUCAUAUACCUCAAAUGCAUUUCAGUUUUAUUGUUGAUUGCUUAAUUUUAGUCUACGUAGACCGUUAGCACUUAUUCGUAAACUACCCCAUAUAUAUAUAAUACAUACGUUAUUUUAAUCGGUUCCAAUAGUUUACCCAUGUUUUCCUCUGUUUUUAUUUUCUUUAGUAAUGUUUCCCCACAAUUCUGAUUUUGUCCUAUGCGUUAAGUUAAAGUUUCUAGGAUUAGCUCGAACCACUUGAACCACCUCACUUUUUUGUUAAGCUUGUUUAUAUUUAUGGUCAAAUGUUUAUUUAGUUAAAGUACACUAAAACAUAUAUAUUAAAACCGGAAGGAGAAACGAAAGUUAGUUGAUAUGAGGGCUAUACAAGAAAAAUAAUCAUAUCACAAAAAUCUAAAAAAAAAUGAUUGGAAAAUUCUAUAAAAAUUACAUUUUAAAUUGCUUAAUUGUCUGCUAAAUUGGCAAGAAAUUGGAAGAUUUCGUUAUAAUUUUUAAUCGACUAUCUUGGCCUUUGAUUACCAUAACCAAAACGUCCCCGCAGAGACGGCAAAAGUAAUUAAUUUUAAACAUUUUGUGAUAGACAAAAUUAUGUUUCGGCACAAAAUAAAUUUAGAAAAAAUAUCUAUAAAAAAGCAAAAUAAAAUUAAAUGUGAUAUUUUCGGCACAAAACUUUACAUGAAAGCUAAAAGAAAAAAAUAACAAAAAAAAGAUAAAGUAUUGCAGGGGCUAAGCACCAUUUGGCUAAGGUCGCUGGCCCUUUGCAUAUUUAUUUAGAAGAUUUUUGUUAUAGCGUUAUUCAAAAUUGUUAUCUUUCGGUCCAAAGCACAAAAUGUAUAAAAUUACUUUCUAGUUAUUCUAUAAACCUACUUUUACUUUAACUUUAAAAUCCUACUUGAUUUCCUAAUUUUAAGUUACGUGCAUGUGCGUGUGUAUAUGUGAAUUGGAAAAUAUGUACACACAGAGAUCAUAAUUUUAUUUAGUUUUACGUUGAUUGAGUUGAUAAACUUUAAGCCAAUAAACUACCGCAAAAUUCAGAAAACAACAAAACAAGAACAGCACAGAUGUUAAGGCAAACCACUACUACACACAGAUUUAUGUACCAAAAAUGUAAUAAAUAUGAAAUUAUAUGAAAAACACAAAAACCAAGCAGCGAGAAACCAAAAGAAAACUAACUAGAGAAAGCUGAGAGGAGACCAGCUGGAUUUUUCUAACCUUUUUUCCAAACAUAAGCCUAAAUCGUAAAUGAAAUAUUUUUAUACAUCCAUCUUGUAAUCGAAAUCGGUCGAUCGAAAGGAGAGCUACUCAAGAUCUCGGCCAGAAGGGGUUGCUCUGUGGAAUCUCGGCUCUGGGAUUUUAAUUCCGGAUCUCAUACGACUCCACGUUCGUCACAACAGCGAGUUGUAACUUAUUUUUUGCUCUACAGUUACAAACUCAAUUAAUCAAUAUGCAAGUAAAAAUUGUGGCGGUGCCCAAAUCAUGGCACACAUCACAACAAUGAAAAAUAUUAUUAACAGUUUUUCGUCGUCUACCAGUUUAAAUAAAUCAAUCCAUAAAGAUCUAUAUAUAUAUAUCAAGCAAAAAUAUAUAUAUUUCAAAUUUAUUCAAAUUAAAUCAAAAUAUAAUUCACUAGCAGCAUUUAAAUGUCAAGCGAA
This is a messenger RNA of Drosophila biarmipes, 5367 nucleotides long. RefSeq names its product sex determination protein fruitless (gene fru). The record is from RefSeq and is a predicted model, not a curated record. Gene Ontology annotation, molecular function: protein binding. The coding region runs from base 495 to 2876 and encodes 793 amino acids. Gene Ontology annotation, biological process: regulation of transcription by RNA polymerase II. NCBI's taxonomy places the organism in Eukaryota, Metazoa, Arthropoda, Insecta, Diptera, Drosophilidae. Gene Ontology annotation, cellular component: nucleus. The transcript has 8 exons.